This is a messenger RNA of Echinococcus granulosus, 861 nucleotides long. Its product is annotated as Y+L amino acid transporter. Lineage: Eukaryota; Metazoa; Platyhelminthes; Cestoda; Cyclophyllidea; Taeniidae. Gene Ontology annotation, biological process: amino acid transmembrane transport. Bases 1 to 861 code for a protein of 286 amino acids. The record is from RefSeq and is a predicted model, not a curated record. The transcript is spliced from 5 exons. Gene Ontology annotation, molecular function: L-amino acid transmembrane transporter activity. Gene Ontology annotation, cellular component: membrane.
AUGGGUGGCGGUUCUGACGCAUCUGAAGUUCCAAGCUCCGCUAAUGGGGAUGAGAAGACGGUGGUUAGGAUGUCGGAGGAGAUUGGCGUGUUACAAGCCGUCAGCAUCGUAUUUGGAGCUAUUGUUGGGUCUGGGAUCUUCGUAUCGCCUGUUGGCGUUCUGCGAUACUCGAAUUCCGUCGGUCUAUCGCUAAUCAUGUGGGUAGUGCCGGGUCUGUUCAGCAUGCUUGGUGCUCUGGUGUAUGCCGAGCUGGGUGUGCGAAUCCCGAAGUCCGGCGGCGAGUAUGCAUAUGUCCUCGAAGCAUUUGGUGGUCUGCCUGCAUUCGUUGUGAUGUGGAUCACCUUUGUGGUCAUUGGUGGUGUCAGUUGUGCUGCCAAUUCGAUAGUGUUCGCGGAGUACAUGCUGCAGCCCGUCUACCCUAACUGUACAAUCCCUGGACCUGUUGUGAGCAUGAUUGCCCUUUGUGGUCUGAGUCAUGUGGAAAGUUUUCAUGAUGCCUUCGAGGGAUCGAAUUUGUCUCCCGGUUAUCUAGCAUUGGCCUUCUAUCAGGGCUUCUGGGCUUUUGGAGGGUGGAAUUCGCUUAAUUUCUUGGUGGAAGAAAUGAAAAACCCUGGUAGAAAUCUGCCACUGACGAUUGGGAUCUCCCUCUCCCUGGUAACUGGGCUGUACGUGCUGACGAACAUAGCCUACCUGGCGGUGCUCAGCCCCUAUGAAAUGCUGGCCACAGGCUCUGGAUCCUCCGCCAUCGCCGUGGUGUUCGCGAAGCGUGCAAUGCCCUGGAUUUCCAUGCUCAUGCCCGUUUUCGUUGGUGCCUCAGUGUUUGGAAGCAUCAAUGGGCAGGCGAUGUCGAUGUCUCGGUGA